Molecule: messenger RNA, 1291 nt
Organism: Cyprinus carpio (common carp)
Lineage: Eukaryota; Metazoa; Chordata; Actinopteri; Cypriniformes; Cyprinidae
Product: endonuclease domain-containing 1 protein-like
Molecular function (GO): nucleic acid binding; hydrolase activity; metal ion binding
Source: RefSeq, a predicted model, not a curated record
UGCUUGUGAUUCACAUCAGUGUGAGCGCUGGUGAAGAUGCAGCUGUAUAUCUUGGGCAUCGUCUGCAUGCUGUUGGUAUUGGAUUUUCCAAUCAUCGGGACUGAAGUUGUUGAUUCAUUCAAUAAUUGCAGUGAGGUCUUCUUCAAAAAACAGCCUCCCAGCUUUCUGAAUGGUUCAUGCUUAACGGGUGAAGAGAGUUACAAAAUGAUCUGUCAAGUGUAUAAGAACCAUUGCAGAUUUGCAACACUUUAUGACACAAGACAUAAGAUCCCUGUUUUCUCUGCUUACAAAUACAAAGGGACAACAGAUUUUAACCUUCCAGACAACCCGCCAGCAAUGGUUGAACCUCAGCUUGAUCCUUCAAAUGAUGAGAUGGGAUUGGAAUAUGAAAAUCAAGCGAGUACAAGAGACUUUAAUAAAAGCCAUUAUGUUUACUUGUUUCCCAGCUCUCGUGCUGCUGAUAUAGACACUGCUGAAUCUACAUUCACACUUACUAAUAGUGUAACACUGAAUAUUACAACUAAUAUAAGCAUUUGGAAUGAAAUAGAAAAUGAACAUAAAACGUUCAUGGAUCAGCACUGCCGUGACAUAGACAACACUCGGAGAGUCUUGGCCUAUGUGUUUACAGGAGCUCUACUUGACAGGACAAAUAACAACACUAAACAUGUAAAAGCUCUGUCACACUUGUGGACUGCUAUUUGCUGUCAUCACAUUGAAACAAAUCAAUGGGUCUUAAAAUAUGAAGAGGUCAAAAAUGAAGAUAACAAUCUGAGGAGAUCUACUGAAGGAUUAUUCCAGAAUGAAAAUUUUAAUGCAAGCAUACAGCUGCUUUUCAAUGAAUGUAACACAUUAAAAAAAUCUGUUUUUGCAAGAAUUAGGGACUGCUUGGUGGAUUUCUGGAACAGAUUUCUUGGCUACUUGCGUAAUUUAAGGGGUGUUAGGGGCUAACAUGCUACAGUUUGUUUGCUUAACCCUAUUUACUUCCAACGAAUGUGUCAAAUUAUAACUCCAAUUGCUUUGUAUUGUAUGACCAAAAAAUACAUGUAAUAUGCUCAUAUUGCCUUGGGAAAAUUAACCUGUGACAUAAACACUGCUAUUGGAUUUAUCUGUUUCUUUUUCUGUGUAAAUGUGCAGAAAUGUAUAUGCAAACAUUAUGAAUAAUAAUGAUAUCACCUUGUAAAUGCGAAGCACUUCAAAUAUAGUCCAGUAAUCAUCUUUCUCCAUUGACAGCCAGCUCAAAAGAGUCAUGUGCAAUUGUUUUACACAAAACAUAAACUAGAAAUAAAGCAGA